AUGAUUGAAUCAGAUAGCAAUAAAGAACUUGAAAAAGACAAUGUAAAAACCGAGGAGAAUACUGUUGGAUUCAAUGAAAAAGUGCAAGUGCUGAACGUACCUCUCGACUGCCUCCAUUAUUUUCUACUAAAGAAUCCUGGCGAUUUCUGCCUGACCAAAACCGAGAAGUGCGGUCUGUAUUUGUCGAUUCUGAUUCCCCGAGAUAGUUUCCAAAGCGAUGAGGAGCACCCGAUUCAUCUUAAAAUUGAGCAAUACGAUUUAGAGUACGGAAUUCGAGGAAUGCUCUUCACAAGAGCACCUUCUCUACAGCAACUAAUCGCCGAUUUGAGCAAUAGUCCGAUCCAUGUGCUUUCUGGCGUUCUUGAGAAAAACGUGAUGAUGAUACGAAUUAUAAAUGAAGCCGCAUUGCUCAAGGCAAACGUGUUUCCGAAAAAGGAAGUAUUGAACAAAGUGGUCAUGAGCAAUGACAACAUGUAUAAUACAUUCAGCGCCGAAGUGGUAUUGAGCAAGAACACACCGGAGAAGGUGAUUUUAUUGGAACCAGCCACACCAAAAUUUAAUGAAGAAUUUCGAAGAAAACUAUACGAGGAAAUGCAAAUGCAAGCGAUUGCAAAUACGAGAAGGCUUCCGAUUCGCGUUCCUCUUGGAGCGAUUAUCGAACCAAUGGCUUUGAUUUAUUCAAAUCAAAAGGGCUAUCCAUUGGAUUACCUUCUGGACACUGCCCAACAUUGUAUGGAUAUGUGCCAGCGCGUUAAAAUUUGUGCGAGUUGCGUUCGAAUUAUGUCCGAUUUCCACACCGAAGGCUUAUUCCACGGCGGUGUGCUUGCCAGCAAUUUCUACGCGAUUCUGACAAAUGAGACUGGCAGUUGUCGAACUUUUGAGCUUUUGUUCAAUGGUGCCGACGGAAUAAUGAUGAAAGGAAAGAAAAAGACUCUGGAAUGUGUCGAUUAUGAUUUAUACGCGCCUGAGCUCGCGUUCACCCGUUCAAUGACUCCGGAAAGCGGUGUUUAUAGUAUGGGAAAGUUGUUUGAGAAGAUUUUGGAGCCUGAUAUUUCGGGUAAGUCGUCAAGAUUUAAAUUUCGGCACAGCAGCGACAUAAUGAGAGAAAUGCGCUACUUGAUAGCUGUCUCCACGCGAAACAAUCCAAUGCAGCGACCAACGAUGCAUGGAAUCCUGUUAGUGAUCCGUCAACUUCUACACAAGCUGCCUCAGAAGGAAUGCAGCAUUAAUUUCGUUCACUACGAUCAAUUCAACUGA
This is a messenger RNA of Caenorhabditis bovis, 1257 nucleotides long. NCBI's taxonomy places the organism in Eukaryota, Metazoa, Nematoda, Chromadorea, Rhabditida, Rhabditidae. The record is from the annotation of a GenBank genome assembly.